Hibiscus syriacus is the source of this 951-nucleotide messenger RNA. RefSeq names its product stress-response A/B barrel domain-containing protein UP3-like. NCBI's taxonomy places the organism in Eukaryota, Viridiplantae, Streptophyta, Magnoliopsida, Malvales, Malvaceae. Bases 235 to 867 code for a protein of 210 amino acids. The transcript has 2 exons. The record is from RefSeq and is a predicted model, not a curated record.
CGAAAUAAACACCUCCCACGGCUCCAAUUCCAUCGCAAAGUUUGGUAAAACUGCAAUAAUUUAUCUCCGGUUCGUUGAUGUUUUAUUAGCUUUUGUCCAACUACUAGUUGAUUUUAGUGCUGUGUUUGGAAGCUCUCUCUCUUUUCCUCUCCAUCUUCCCUCACUUUCCCUUCUUUCAAACACCUUACAAGGCCCGUCACUUUAUCUACCAAAACCUAGGAAUCCUAUAUCACCAUGUCCAUAGUUGAGCAUGUGGUUCUUUUCAAGGUCAAAGAUGACACAGACCAGGGAAAGGUCAACGUGAUGCUUAACAACCUCAAUGGCUUGGUCUGCCUUGAUCCCGUCCUGCACCUCACUGCCGGUCCUGUCAUUCGCAUAAAAUCUCCGGUCUCCAAUUUCACCCACAUGCUCCAUGGCCGAUACAAAUCCAAAGAGGAUUUGAACGCAUACGGCGUACAUCCUGAUCACCAGCGUGUAGUCAAGGAAAAUGUCGUUCCUAUUUGUGAUGAUAUUAUGGCUGUUGAUUGGGUAGCUGAUAAUGAUCCCACCCCCCUGUCCCCGCCCCCCGGUUCUGCCAUCAAAGUAACCUUGUUGAAACUCAAAGAGAAGGUUCAGAAUGAAGUGCGAGGUGAGAUUGUAGGGGAAAUCAAAGGGAUAUCUGGUGUUCAACAGAUAACUUGCGGGGAGAAUUUCUCAGCAAGAGCUAAGGGCUUUUCACUUGCCUCGCUCGCUGUUUUUGCUGGAGUUGAAGAAAUGGAGGCAGCAGUGGGAAGGGAAGAGUACGCCAACCUACAGAAGCAAAAUAUCAGGGACAAUUUAGAUGGUGUCGUUGUUGUCGAUUAUGUGGUGCCAACAUCGUCACCAUAGAUUAACCACAGAGAGAAUCGUGUUACUUGAAACAAUAUGCAAGCAUUGAAUAAUAAUUAUGAGACGAAUCAAGCUUUGAGAUUA